ACUUGCUUUCUUGCUAGUGGUAUAUUUUUGCAUAUUUUUCAAUUGUAUAUUUUCAUAUUAGAUGUUAUAAGUGAUCUGUAUAACUAUGUAAGCGCCGAAACUGGCCUACCUACACCAAUUAUAUCGGACUUUCAUUACAAUGUUGUAAAGAAAAAUGCAGACCGCUUAAAUUCGGCUAUAAUAUAUGACCGUGAUUUUGGUUACAAUUAUUUUGGUUUCAAAACACUUGAGCGUUCCUAUUUACUCAAGUUGAAUGGCAAAAUUGUUGAACGUCCGCAGCACAUGUUAAUGCGUGUUUCCAUUGGUAUUCAUGGUGAAGAUAUUGAUGCCGCUAUUGAAACUUAUAACUUGCUUUCGGAACGCUAUUUCACACAUGCCUCUCCAACACUCUUUGCUGCUGCCACUCGCCAACCGCAAUUGUCAUCCUGUUUCCUAUUGACUAUGGCUGGUGAUUCCAUUGAUGGUAUAUUUACAUCUGCCCACCAAUGUGCUUUAAUUUCCAAGUCUGCUGGUGGCAUUGGACUAAAUGUCCAUUGCAUACGAGCAAAGGGCACAGCAAUCGCGGGCACAAAUGGCACUUCAAAUGGUUUGGUACCAAUGUUGCGGGUAUUCAAUAACGUUGCACGUUACGUAGAUCAGGGUGGUGGCAAGCGGCCUGGCGCCUUUGCCAUUUACUUGGAACCAUGGCAUGCAGAUAUUUUUGAGUUUUUGGAUUUGAAGAAGAAUACUGGAAAAGAAGAGCACCGAGCCAGAGAUUUAUUUUAUGCUUUGUGGAUACCAGAUUUAUUCAUGGAACGUGUGGAAGCUAACGGAGAGUGGUCAUUGAUGUGUCCACAUAAAUGUCCUGGCUUACAUGAGGUUUGGGGCGAAGAAUUCGAAAAAUUAUAUACAAAGUAUGAAAAGGAAGGACGCGCUAAUAAGACGGUGAAAGCUCAAAGUCUUUGGUUCGCCAUCAUUGAAUCCCAGGUGGAGACCGGUACACCUUAUAUGUUGUACAAGGAUGCCUGUAAUAGAAAAAGUAAUCAGCAAAAUAUUGGCACCAUUAAAUGCAGCAAUCUAUGCACUGAAAUUGUCGAAUAUUCUGCACCUGAUGAGGUGGCUGUAUGCAACUUAGCAUCAAUCGCUUUGAACAUGUUUGUCACACCUGAAAAAACUUACGAUUUCCAACGGCUCAAGGAAGUCACCAAAACUGUGACACGAAAUUUGAAUAAAAUCAUUGAAAUAAAUCACUACCCAUUGCCCGAGGCAAAAAAAUCAAACUUUAGACACCGUCCAAUCGGGAUCGGCGUACAAGGUUUUGCAGACGCUCUUAUACUUAUGCGCUAUCCGUACGAAAGCGAACAAGCAUUCCUUUUAAAUCAACAGGUUUUCGAAACCAUUUAUUAUGGUGCAUUAGAAGCUAGUUGUGAAUUGGCUGAGAAAUACGGUACCUAUGAAACUUAUGAAGGCUGUCCAGUUAGCAAGGGAAUUCUACAAUAUGACAUGUGGGAUAAGAAGCCCACUGAGCUCUGGAACUGGACAGAAUUGAAGGAGAAAAUUAAACAGCAUGGUGUUAGGAAUUCCCUCCUGCUUGCACCUAUGCCCACCGCUUCAACUGCGCAAAUCAUGGGCAAUAAUGAGUCAUUCGAACCCUACACUUCUAACAUCUACACACGUCGCGUACUCUCUGGCGAAUUUCAAGUUGUAAAUCAUCAUUUGCUGCGCGAUCUCACUGAGUUGGGUUUGUGGGAUGAUGACAUGAAAAAUAAAAUUAUUACUAGCCGUGGCUCCAUACAAGGCAUAGAAUCCAUACCGCAGCACAUUCGCGAUCUGUACAAAACUGUAUGGGAAAUCUCGGUUAAAACUUCAAUUAAAAUGGCAGCAGAUCGGGGAGCAUUCAUCGACCAAAGCCAAUCGUUUAACAUACAUGUCGCAGAGCCAAACUAUGGCAAACUAACUUCUAUACAUUUCUAUGGCUGGAAAGCGGGUCUAAAAACAGGAAUGUACUACUUACGUACCAAACCUGCUGCAAAUGCUAUACAAUUUACUGUGGACAAGAGUCGCAAAGAAACGAAUGGGGAAAUAAAAGCUAAACAAACCGAAGAAGCGGCAUCUCCCAAUCGAAGCCAGAAUAUGGCAGAUAUGGUUUGUUCCCUCGAAAAUAAGGACGCCUGCAUGUCUUGCGGAUCGUAAAGUGGAUAUUUCUAUGUUGAAGAUGUUUUGUAUUUGUUCUCUCGUAAUAUUUCAAAAAUAAAUUGUAUUGUUAAGCAUAAGUUAUUAAAACAAAAACUUAAUUGUAUUUUAUUUCCUUCUACCGUAACCUAUGAAGGUAGUUU
Messenger RNA from Rhagoletis zephyria (snowberry fruit fly), 2315 nucleotides. RefSeq names its product Ribonucleoside diphosphate reductase large subunit (gene RnrL). Gene Ontology annotation, cellular component: ribonucleoside-diphosphate reductase complex. Gene Ontology annotation, molecular function: ribonucleoside-diphosphate reductase activity, thioredoxin disulfide as acceptor; ATP binding. Gene Ontology annotation, biological process: deoxyribonucleotide biosynthetic process. NCBI's taxonomy places the organism in Eukaryota, Metazoa, Arthropoda, Insecta, Diptera, Tephritidae. The record is from RefSeq and is a predicted model, not a curated record.